This is a messenger RNA of Fusarium vanettenii 77-13-4, 1089 nucleotides long. RefSeq lists its product as uncharacterized. The coding region runs from base 1 to 1089 and encodes 362 amino acids. Lineage: Eukaryota; Fungi; Ascomycota; Sordariomycetes; Hypocreales; Nectriaceae. The transcript has 2 exons. The record is from RefSeq and is a predicted model, not a curated record.
AUGACACAGCAACCAGCUGGUUACGAGUCGGGUAUCGUCUUGUUGUCUCGUUUUCCAAGGCUAUUGGACCGGGGCGGAUGGGCGGCACACCUGUCUGAUACGGUGGCUCGCUUUGCAAGAAGGCUGUUCCCUGCUAGUCAUCGAUCCGUGGCCUUUAGCCCGCGGUCCAGCCAACCCUCUUCUUCCCGCGGGAUUCUGUCCAUCACCCAACUGACUAGUCAGCUCCGUGGGAACAUGCUUGCCAGCUUCGCCCUUCUCACCAUCGCCCGUGCCCUCGGCGAAACAUCCGAGCAGGGAAAGCCUCGAGCCGUGGUGUGCAUACGGUCAUCGCAGCGACUGAGCUGCACGAUACAGCGGUUCGAGACCCUAUGGAGGGAUUGGGCCGUAUGCGCAAGGGUCCAGUAUCGCAAUCGUCAACACCCCGAGCUCGAUCAACUCUUCUCCAGGACGUCCAGAGUCAUGGCCUACUCUGCCAUGCUCAUCUGCGACAUCAAGAUGGUGAUUCGAAGAGAGGCCAAGGUGAAAGUUUCGAGCGCUCGCGUCAUAAGGAUCCUGAGAGCGGCACGCAAAGCCAUCAUCUCCGGCCAAAGAAUCACACAUCUCGAGCAGAUGCAGUCGUGGGUUCUCCCAGAGAAGCCGCCCCCGGGAACGCCGGCAUCGGAUGUGUCGGUGCUCGAGUACGAGCGCAGAAGGAGGCUCAACGAAAAGGCGGACACGCUAGUGCAGCGGAGAAAGAAGCCUGUCCAGUGCUGCAUGUUUGUCGCCCUGGCCUUGUACCAGUUCCUGUAUGGAGACGGGCCCCAUGAAUUUGUCGCCGAGUACGAGGACGAGGUAGUGCGAGACACCUUCAGCCGCGCCAUCUCGGUAGACGAUGCGAAAACAUACGAGAGCCUGCAACUGAAGGACCAUUGCCGGGCGAGGUUGACGCCGCCUCAAGAUAAAAUACCCAAGAGCGGCAUCCCGUUUGGAGAGCUCACAUGCAUCCCUCGAUUUGUCCGAAACCCCAUGGCGUGUGGGACGCCCGUUGUGACGAAUCAGUUCCGUCUAGAGAGUGAGUCUCCCAAGCCGAAUCGUGGUCUCGGCUUCUGA